AGACAAGAUAAGGGUACCAUCACAUUAUUCCAUUUCCAGCAAACCAGUAUAGGAUUGCCCUGCAUCACACAGCCUAGUAACAGCUUCAAUCAUGUCUGCAUACAUUCCUAACGUGUCUCGAGUAUCUGAACUUGUAUGGAGAGUUUUGGGAGACAAUGCUAGUCUCGGUCAUCUGCAAGGGACUAAUUGUUACCUGGUUGGCUCUGGGAACAGGAGAGUGUUGAUCGACACUGGUGAAGAAAACAAACCUGAAUUUCUCAAGAAUCUGAGGAAUACUCUGGCUGAGAAUGGGACGUCAAUACAAGAGAUUCUUCUAACUCAUUGGCAUCACGAUCAUGUAGGUGGCAUUGAUGAUAUCUUUCAAGAACUUCAGUUAGAGAAUAAUGUCAAGGUUUCAAAGCUGCCUCGCCACCCAUAUCAAGCAGAAACAAUCAAUGGAGAUAAGCUCACAUACAACUACCUUCAAGAUGGAGAGAAGGUCACAACAGAGGGCGCUACAUUGAGGGUUGUCUACACACCCGGCCAUACUGAUGACCAUAUGGUGUUAGUACUAGAGGAGGAGAAUGCUGUCUUUACUGGUGAUUGUGUGUUGGGAGAAGGCACAGCUGUGUUCGAGGACCUGUAUACAUACAUGAAAUCGCUGGAAUUGCUCGUCUCCAUCAACCCCUCUCGGCUUUACCCUGGCCAUGGUCCCAUAGUGGAUGACGCCGUGCCCAAGCUCCAGAUGUACAUUGACCAUCGUAACCUGCGGGAGAGCCAGAUCAGUGCGGUCCUUCGGGAACACGAUGGUAAAGACAUGGAUGCCAUGGAUCUGGUCAAGAUCAUCUACACCGAAACACCAGAGAUCCUUCACCCUGCUGCUGCAAGGAAUGUCUCACAUCAUCUAGAGAAAUUACAGAAAGAAGGAAAGAUUGUGAGGGUGGCAUCAGAUGAGAAGUUCCGUUGGAAAAGCAACUUAUGAGGGCGCUGUUUGUUAUCACGGACACUGCAAGUGAAGGGAACUUUGCUCCAGCAGAGAUAUCAGAUGUGUAUUCUAUCAUCAAGAUGAAGAGAGAUGUAACACACUAAAUGAAUGAUUUUUAAAAAGAAACAGGAAAUUAUUUUGCUCUUCCAGAGAUGAAAGGGACCUUACCAGAAGUAUGUGCUGUGUCUUACUGCAGAAGUCCUGUUAUUAAGACAGCGUUGUGGCCCCGUGGAUUAGUCUCCAGACUUUGAAACAGAGGGUCGUGGGUUCAAAUCCCAGCCAUGGCGUAGUUUCCUUCAGCAAGAAAUUUGUCCACAUUGUGCUGCACUCAACCCAGGUGAGGUGAAUAGGUACCUGGCAGGAAUUUAUUCCUUGAAAUGCCGAGUGCUGGAAGCUAGCUGCUUGAGCUACAGCCGGGAUAAUAAUAUCCAAGUCCUUUGAAAGCGCAUAGAGACGUUAUUCAUAAUGUGUUAUGCGCUAUACAAGAACUGACUAUUAUUAUUAUUAUCUCUUUUACUGCUGCUUUCCUUGCAUUCACCAUUUUGUUGUUUGAUAAAUAUGAGGAACAUCGAUGAAGAGAUUCCUUGCGGAUUCUUGUGUGAAAGGCACUACCCUGGCUUUUGGUAAGGUGCCCGUAAGUUUGAAAGAGAAUGAAACUGUCUAAAGCAGGGAUGCCAGUCUUUGGGCUCUUUGCCUGCUUUAGGCCCUGAAAACUCCCCAUCCUUUUUAGGCUUUUCAUUAUAAAGCCUACAUGGGGCUUUGAUUUGUUCAGGCAUCUGUUCAGUCCCAGUGACUGACUGGCAUCCCUGCUAUUAAAGUGACUGCUUGUAAAAGAUGAGAUGAAAUAAAAAAAGGAUAUGAGUGUGUGAUAUAAAGAUUGCAUUCAAAUUUCAUUAUCAAGAUCUUUAAAGAAUUAUAUUGUGUAUAGACAAGGCUCUAAAAUGAUAAGGUAUUGGAAGACAAUGAAAAUAAAAGAGAAUGUCAUUGAAAAGUUGAUGAAAAUGAUAUAUUCAAAAUUCUAGAAAAUCAAUAUUCAUUUAUUGAAUGGGCCGUUCUCAGAAAUCUAGUCUUUAUGUACAGUCUCUAAUUUAAUUUUUACCAACUCUAUGAAUCUUGAGAAAAAUCAAGCCCAAAUGCCUGUAUUUGCUCAUCAAUUGCUAAGUGAAUUCAGUGAAGCUCAUUCAAUAUUCAAACCACUAGAGUAUGUUCUCACAAACCAGGGCAUGGUGACUGCAAACCAAUAAUCAGAUUUGAUAUGGUGCUUCUACAAAUCUUGAGCCAAGGAGGCACAGGAUGCAUGUGCGUGUUCCCCCCCCCUCAUCUCCUUGUUGUGCAUUGUGAUAGCCUUUAGAUAUUGGCACACUUUCUGGAGAGAAAACCCUUCCCCAAACUGGUCCUAUCACUUUUGGGGCAAUGCGCCAAAUUAAUCUUAGACAAAUCUCUAUUUUACACCCCGCUAUAGUUAUUUAAAUGUAAGAGAAUUCUUAAAAUAGUCAUUUAGAUUUUUCUCAAAUUGAUAUCCUCUAUAGUGUAAGUACAUUUAUUGAUGCAAUUUAUGUUAUAUUUAUGAUUGUCAACUGGUUUGCCAAAAAUCCAUAAAUGUAAACAAGUGCCUCAAGUUGCUUACAUGUAUAAAUUCAUGAAAUCAACUCUAAAACCCAUGUCCUUUGUUGUUAAAAUAAUUGGUGAGUAAUAAUUUGAGGAACGUGAGUAGUUUUUUUCUUUAAGUCUUUGCGCGUUGAUGUUGCAAUCUUGCACAUUCGUACAAAUAAAUACAUCAAUAGUAAUAAUUAGUUUUCUCCCCUACCUUCAAAUUAGAUAAGCUAAUAAAAGGCAAUAGUUCUUGGAUAACAUCUAGAUAAUAAUAAGUAUCAAUGGUGCAAUAUGGAAAUCUUGAGUUAAAGGAAAUAACAUGGAAACAAUUGUCAUUAUUAUCCCAAAAAAAACUUAAUUCAGCGUGCAAAGAGUUAAUGAAAUGUUUUAUUGUUUCAAAUCUAUAAGUUUUGAGAACAAUUUUCAUUUGUGUGCAUCUUUCUCUGUAUUCAUCAUUCCUCCACUUUCAUUUCUAAAAAGUCAAGACAGUUCAUAUCAUUCAUUACCUUUAAAAUUGUAAAGUAGAUAUCUACAACCAUGUGAAAUCACCAUAGAUACAAUGAAUAUAAGGUUAUCCCCAACUUGCAAUACUCCAUAAAGUACAUCACUUGUAUUGUUCAGAAUAACUAUCCAAAUGUAGAGAGUGAAUUAUAUUGAUCUUAUUGAUUAGAAUUUAGCUUUUUUAUUAUUUUUUUUUAUUUUUUUUAUUUCCAGGCAAAAGACAAAAAGAAUAUGUACAAGAGGGAGAAAUUACCACCGACUAGUGCCUGAGGAUGACUAAAAGAAAAACUAGUUUCUGUUAUGAAGCUCUCCUCACUAGUCGGGGUUUACAAAUAUACAAAAAUAAAAUCGGUAUAAAAUGGCAAUAUAUGUUUAGAUGCAUUAAAAAACAGUGAUAUGAAAGGGAAUUCCUAGGCUUUUUGUUCAUACCUUUCUACCUAUGCCACUGACAUCAUAUAUGACUGUCUGAAUAAAUGAAUGUGGAAACCUUUAGGUAGAGAUGAGUAUUUGUAAUGAUGCUCCUGCCUAGACCAGUUGGUAUAUCCUGAAGUUUGUGUAUCCUUUACUGUGCUCCAGUGCAUGCAGUACCCCCUCUACAUGUUUCACAGUCGUGUUCCACUAACUGUCCUGGGGGCCGUUUCAUAAAGCUGUUCGUAAGUUGAGAACGACUUUAAGAACGACUGGUGAACCUUUCUGACGCGCAAAACAAUCACCAAUGAACAAUGGUGAAUACCUUUUACCACAAGAAAGGAUCACCAGUCGUUCUUAAAGUCGUUUUUAACUUACGAACAGCCUUAUGAAACGGCCCCCUGAUUUUCAACUUUCAAAACCGCAACAACAAAAACUGCCAUAGACACAUUCAUGCCCCAAAGUCCUUGAUACAUCUUUAAUGGCCCAAUCCUUUGGGGUUACAGUUGCUAAAAUACAGGACUUUCAGAGGGAACUGCCUUCUUGACACCCGCAUGGCGGUCUGCUCCUGGACCCCGCCGGGGCUUAGUCAGUCCCCUGGACCCCCUGGCCAUAGGUUGUUUGGGUUUUGCAUUUCUAAAUGUUGACGGGUAUGCAAUAGUCUAGUCAACAACAAUGUUUAUUUAAGCGCCUUGAGCAGUCGUAGAUUGAGGAAGCGCUAUAUAAAUGACAAUUAUUAUUAUUGUUGGUAUUGAUGAGAAGCUGAGGAGUUACUCUUUAAUAUUCUGGUAAAUUUAUUAAAAUAUUCAUUAAUAUUUAGGUACAAGCUCUAAAAGUUAGAUUUACCCUUUUGUCAUGCAAGCUUUCUUUACAUUGGUACAAGCGUGCUGAUCAUGUGGUACUAUUUGGUGAUGGUAAUUUGUGGAUGACAGCAGUAGAAUGAUUGAUAUAUGUAAUAUAACAAAGUAUUUUAUUAAAUAUUGAAAUUCCAUAUAUUA
Molecule: messenger RNA, 4464 nt
Organism: Lytechinus pictus (painted urchin)
Lineage: Eukaryota; Metazoa; Echinodermata; Echinoidea; Temnopleuroida; Toxopneustidae
Product: endoribonuclease LACTB2-like
Exons: 7
Coding region: 92-961 (289 amino acids)
Cellular component (GO): mitochondrial matrix
Molecular function (GO): RNA endonuclease activity; single-stranded RNA binding
Source: RefSeq, a predicted model, not a curated record